This is a messenger RNA of Helianthus annuus (common sunflower), 886 nucleotides long. RefSeq lists its product as uncharacterized. The transcript has 2 exons. NCBI's taxonomy places the organism in Eukaryota, Viridiplantae, Streptophyta, Magnoliopsida, Asterales, Asteraceae. The coding region runs from base 101 to 586 and encodes 161 amino acids. The record is from RefSeq and is a predicted model, not a curated record.
UCCCGCUCAAUCCCCGACAACCCGGUUUUACAACUCACUACCCUCAAUCACAACUAACCCGACCCAUAUCUAUCCAUAUUCUCCGAUAUCCAUUCCGUUGAUGAAACGCCAUUCUUCUUUAAACCCUAACUGCGGUCCAUACCUAAACCCCAGCCGUGAUGCUAUGAAGAUCAUAAUCGAAUCCAACCGAAAGAUCCUUCUUAUGGUUCAAGGUUUGGUUAUCUUUGUCAAUUUAUAUUUUCUUCAAAUUGCUUCUAAACUACCCAGAAUUUCUUCAAGUUUUUUAACUAUCGACGCUUACAACAAUCCGUACAUACUUUCGACGAUUCUAGAUCAAAACAUGAUUGCCAUAGCAGCACAUAUGAUGUACGAUCAAUUCUAUUUUGGGUUGUUAAUACUCGUCGCUGUCUCACCGGAAUCCACCGUGGUCUCGAUCUCGAUCUCUGAAAAUUUGGAGUUUCUUGAUGAAGCUACCUUGUCGACACAAUUGAUGUGGCAAGUGAGCAACAACAAAGAUCAUCUUUGGGGUGUGACUUGUGAGUGUUAUAAGUGUUUACUUGUAUGUUUCAUGGGACUUCAGAUGUGAACUCUGUGUAAAUCUAUCAUUAAAGUUGCAAUCUCGAAGCAUGUUGAUGGAGUUUUAUGGACAUUUGAAGGUGUCAAGAUCGCUUACUACAAGUCAACAAACCCAUUUGCUUCAUCAUCGGUAUGUAUAUUUGUUGUUUUGCAGGUGUGAUACACGGGUCUAUAGGUAUAGAAAGGAAAGUUUCAAAUGAUACGACCAAAGUUGUAUAUAAGAAAAUAUUUAGAGACUUGUGAUUUCUUUAUACUUUUGUGUAUUGUAAUUUAUUUCAUAAAUGUAAUAAGCAUUUUUUUUCUUGGUUUU